GCGGCGGCGGCGGGGGCUGGCUUGCUCAAGGAGGCGCCGCCGCCGCCGGGAUCUCCGAGCUAGGAGCGAACCCCGGAAGGCGGGGGGGAGCGGGCUCCCCCUCGCGAUCGGCGGGGACAGCCAGUCCUGUGGAACAAGGGGGCGGUCCCGGAGGCCCAGCGACGCCCGGGAAGGAGCAGGAGCCGGGCGAAGGGUGGACAUGAGCGACCACCUGAGACCAGCCUCGGACCGCUAGGGGCGGACCCAGCAGCCCCUCCUCUCUCCUCGGAAUCUCGGAACCUAAGAGGAUGGAGCCAAAUACCUGCAAGACCAGCGAAUCGGAGGAAGACUACGUUGGGGAAGAGGAAUCCGAGGAGGAAUGUGUUCAAGGGGAAGCUACCAUCCCUUCUGACUCUCCUCAGCAGGAACUCUCAAAGGCUGACUAUAAGGAAUUUGGGGAUGGAGUUCCCUUAUCUAUUGUGGCCAAGAAAAUUCCAAAGAAAAUCAUAGCCCCAACUGACUCAGAUGACUUAGAAGUUGGGAGGAGAAAGAGAAGGCGGAAACGCAGACCCCUGGCCAUCAACCUGACCAACUGCAAGUAUGAGAGCGUGCGUCGGGCAGCCCGAAUGUGUGGCCUGAAGGAGGUGGGGGAGGACGAAGAAUGGACUGUGUACUGGACAGACUGCUCUGUCUCACUGGAACGAGUCAUGGACAUGAAGAGGUUUCAGAAAAUCAACCACUUCCCUGGAAUGACAGAAAUCUGCCGCAAAGAUCUGCUGGCUCGGAACCUCAACCGCAUGCAGAAACUCUAUCCUACCGAGUACAACAUCUUCCCCCGCACCUGGUGCCUCCCUGCAGACUUUGGGGACUUCCAGUCCUAUGGUCGUCAGCGAAAAAGCCGCACUUACAUCUGCAAGCCAGACAGUGGCUGCCAGGGACGGGGCAUCUUCAUCACCCGAAAUCCCCGGGAGAUCAAGCCAGGAGAGCAUAUGAUCUGCCAGCAAUACAUCUCCAAGCCCUUCCUCAUUGAUGGCUUCAAGUUUGAUAUGCGAAUCUAUGUCCUGAUCACAUCCUGUGACCCUCUUCGGAUUUUCAUGUAUGAGGAGGGCCUGGCCCGCUUUGCCACUGUGCCCUACGUGGAGCCCAGCCAGAGCAACCUGGAUGACGUCUGCAUGCACCUGACCAACUAUGCUAUCAACAAACACAAUGAGAAUUUUGUCCGAGAUGAUGCUGUGGGCAGUAAGAGGAAGCUGUCAAUGCUCAACGCCUCGCUGCGAGAACAUGGCUACGACCCCCGAGAGCUGUGGGGGGACAUCGAGGACAUCAUCAUCAAAACCAUCAUCUCAGCCCAUUCCGUUCUUCGCCACAACUACCGAACCUGUUUUCCCCAAUAUCUGACUGGAAGUACAUGUGCCUGUUUUGAGAUCCUUGGUUUUGACAUCUUGCUGGACCACAAGCUGAAGCCCUGGCUGCUGGAGGUAAACCACUCUCCAAGUUUCACCACCGACUCCCGCCUUGAUCGAGAAGUGAAGGAUACACUUCUCUGCGAUACCAUGACCCUUGUCAACCUCCGUGGCUGUGACAAAAGGAAGGUGAUGGAGGAAGACAAGCGGCGAGUCAAGGAGCGGCUUUUCCAGUGCCACCAGCAGCCACGAGAAGCCAGGCGAGAACACAUUGAGUCGUCCCACGCAGCAAUACUGGACCAGGAGCGCUAUGAGGAUUCCCACCUCGGGGGGUACCGGCGGAUCUACCCUGGGCCUGACACGGAGAAGUACACACCUUUCUUCAAGCACAAUGGCUCCCUUUUCCAGGAGACUGCUGCUUCCAAGGCCAGAGAGGAGUGUGCCAGGCAGCAACUGGAAGAGAUCCGCCUUAAGCAGGAACAGCAGGAGACCUCAGGCAGUAAGAGGCGAAAGGAAAACAGGGACCAGAACCAGGGCGAAUCAGCAGGGGAGAAGAGCCGAUCCAGGGCCCGGCUCCAGGGCCUUUCCACCCACUUGGCUUACCGGAACCGGAUCCGGGAGAAAGAGCUGCUACCGGUACACCUGGGUACCAGGCAUCCUCAGGAAAUCGUGGAAGAAGAGGAGCUGGAGCGAGUGAAGGCCCUGCUACAAAGGGAGAAUCUCAUCCGAAGCCUCGGUAUUGUAGAGCAGCUCACGCGCAUGCUGCACCCCAGCCACCGGGGCCAGAAAAAACUUCAUGAGUAUCGGCCUAGAUUUCACCAGGACGGGCUGGGCAGUCAAGAACUGCAAUCUGUGAGUCUGGUCCCACUGGUCCUCCUGAGAGGGGCCGCCAAAGAGCAGGGCCGCCCUCAUUUCCUGCAUCCAGUUCGGGCCCACAAAUUGAUCCCCAGGAUCUUAGGGCCACUACCAGCCAUGAACGCAGCAAUUCCACAUCAUUCCUGGUGCCACCUACAGCCCAAGACCUUCAACUGGAUAGGAGAUCCAGCAGCCAUCGGCCCCUGUUCAUUGUCAAUGAAGACAUCUGGAAGGCGCUAUUUUUCCAGUGCCAGAGUCAGGCUCACUAGCCAAGGCCAAGCCAGCAGAAGGCUAGAAGCCAUAAACAGAGCCCUGGCAGGAUCAGUGCCAUCCUCUUUAACCCCAAAGCAGGGCUAUCUUCUGCAACCAGAAAGAGUGCCAAGUGGCUCAUGGACUGAAUGCGCCUUGCCCUCCGCGGUAGACUCUGAACACAGAGCACCCAAGGCCCGGGAUCUCACUCUCUGCCCUGCCUCUGCACCCCUGAUGCUGCGCACCACCGCCCUCCUUGACAUCAGCCACCAUAGGCUCAAUACUCUCCACAUCCGGGGCCGGGAAGGGUGUGCCGCAUACGGGUUCAAGCCCAGAUAUCCCGCCCUCGGCCGGAAGCGGGAAAGACCCGCGGCCAUCCCUGCUUCCGGCCCGCCUGUCCACUUCCGCCCCCGCCCCCAGACUUCCGGUACUGCGUGUUUCGGGCUGCCGAAGGCUGUUGUGGACAUGGCGGUUACUCUGAGCUUCUUGCUGGGCGUGCGUGUACGUGCUGCUGUUGCUCGCUGUGGGUUCGCGACCCGGGGGGUGGCAGACCCCGGCUCUCUCGGCCGCGAGCCGGACCCCGAUUCCGACUGGGAGCCGGAGGAGCGGGAGCUGCAGGAGGUGGAGAGCACCCUGAAACGACAGAAAAAAGCCGCCCGGUUCCAGAAAAUUCGGAGGCAAAUGGAAGCGCCGGGUGCCCCGCCCAGGACCCUGACGUGGAAAGCCAUGGAACAGAUCCGGUAUUUACAUAAAGAAUUCGCAGAGUCCUGGUCAGUUCCUAGAUUAGCUGAAGGCUUUGGUGUCAGCACUGAUGUGAUCCGAAGGGUUUUAAAAAGCAAGUUUGUACCCACAUUGGAGCAGAAGCUGAAGCAGGAUCAAAAAGUCCUUAAGAAAGCUGGGCUUGCCUACUCACUCCAGCAGCUCCCCAGCUUUGGGGAUACCUUGAAGUCGCUAUCUGCAAGCCACUCUGGAUCAGGCUCUUUGUUGCUGCAAAGUGGUGAAUCCUCAUUCAAAGGCUGGGGUCACAGCACAGCUUUGCACGUGAUAGAAUCAAACACUCAUGGUACAAAUACACCAAGGAGACAGAAGGGAGGGAAUAAAGGAAUCCGGGUCCCGGAGGAGGAGCGCUCUGUGCCUGUUGCAGCGGCCGUAGGUCAUCAGCGAGAGCUGCAGAAAUACUCCACCAGUGAUGGUGCGGGCAAGAGAGGAACUGAUGGUUAUGGAUUGCCAAGUGACAAGCUGGAAGAUGUGAAGGCACAGGAGCCAGGUGAUCAGAACUUCAGCAGCAAAGUAGUCCAGAGGGGGCGAGAGUUCUUCGAUAGCAAUGGGAACUUCCUGUACAGAAUUUGAGCUGGAGCAUGGCUUAUGUAGAUGCCAAGUGAAACACAGCUGGGAGAGUAUAUUUGGAGCUGCCUGGACUUCUGUCUAUGGAUUAUCCGCCUUGGGACAGGAGGAAAUAAUGAGCCUGGAAUGUGGGAGGAAAGAGCUGCUCAUUUGAAUCUGACAAAAUGCAGUGAACUUCACAGGGCAAAUGUGUAUGGCAGGGCAGGGUUAAUGACUGGCUCGGUAGAUUUCUAGCUUCCUGGAGCACUGCUCCUGGUCUGACCCACCUGGAUCUUUAGUACUCACCCUUCUUGCUUGGGCUCUCUAUGUUGAAACUAGCCCAUGUUGCAUGUAUUGUUAGGACUUUCUGUGAUACUUGCAAUAUAUGUUUGGGAAAAAAUGAAAAGUUUGCCUUCUGACCUUAGAAGUAAGCAACUUACUUCUUGAUUAACGAACAUUAAUAAUUCUGGAACUGCUUAGUCGAUUGUUUUCAUUAUGUGCAAAAAUAAAGUAAAAUGUAGCAGUUUG
Callorhinus ursinus (northern fur seal) is the source of this 4337-nucleotide messenger RNA. RefSeq names its product tubulin polyglutamylase TTLL13. NCBI's taxonomy places the organism in Eukaryota, Metazoa, Chordata, Mammalia, Carnivora, Otariidae. Gene Ontology annotation, cellular component: ciliary basal body. Gene Ontology annotation, molecular function: tubulin binding; tubulin-glutamic acid ligase activity. The record is from RefSeq and is a predicted model, not a curated record. Gene Ontology annotation, biological process: microtubule cytoskeleton organization; protein polyglutamylation.